GCCCGGGCCGGCGGGGGGCGGAGGAGCGGAGGGGAGCCGAGGCGAGACCCGGCUGCGGCCCCCGCCGCCGCCAUGAUCCACAGUCUGUUCCUGAUCAACGCGUCGGGGGACAUCUUCCUGGAGAAGCACUGGAAGAGCGCCGUCAGCCGCUCCGUCUGUGACUACUUCUUCGAGGCGCAGGAGAGGGCCUCGGAGGCGGAGAACGUGCCGCCGGUGAUUCCCACGCCGCACCACUGCCUGCUCAGCGUCUACCGCCACAAGAUCUUCUUCGUGGCCGUCAUCCAGAGCGAGGUGCCGCCCCUCUUCGUCAUCGAGUUCCUGCACCGCGUCGUCGACACCUUCCAGGAUUACUUUGGUGUCUGUUCAGAGGUGAUGAUCAAGGACAAUGUUGUAGUGGUUUAUGAGGUGCUGGAAGAGAUGCUAGACAAUGGCUUUCCAUUGGCAACAGAAUCCAAUAUUCUCAAGGAACUGAUAAAACCUCCAACAAUCCUGCGAACAGUUGUCAACACCAUCACAGGAAGCACUAAUGUGGGUGACCAGCUUCCUACUGGACAGCUAUCAGUGGUGCCUUGGAGACGUACUGGUGUAAAAUAUACCAACAAUGAGGCAUAUUUUGAUGUGAUUGAGGAAAUAGAUGCAAUCAUUGACAAAUCAGGUUCCACAAUUACUGCGGAAAUCCAAGGUGUGAUUGAUGCUUGUGUCAAGCUGACUGGGAUGCCAGACCUUACCCUUUCCUUUAUGAACCCUCGGUUGUUGGAUGAUGUCAGCUUUCAUCCAUGUGUACGGUUUAAGCGCUGGGAGUCAGAGAGAAUACUCUCCUUUAUUCCUCCUGAUGGAAAUUUUCGCUUGCUGUCUUACCAUGUCAGUGCUCAGAAUCUUGUGGCAAUUCCUGUCUAUGUUAAACACAGCAUCAGUUUCCGUGAUAGCAGCUCACUGGGACGCUUUGAAAUCACAGUGGGACCGAAGCAGACUAUGGGGAAGACUAUAGAGGGAGUGAUGAUCACUAGCCAGAUGCCAAAAGGUGUCUUAAAUAUGAGCCUCACACCCUCACAAGGAACACACAUCUUUGACCCAGUUACAAAGUUGCUCUCAUGGGAUGUGGGGAAAAUAAACCCCCAGAAGCUGCCAAGUCUGAAGGGAAGUAUGAACCUGCAAGCUGGGACAUCAAAACCCGAUGAAAAUCCCACUAUUAACCUGCAGUUUAAAAUUCAGCAGCUGGCUAUAUCUGGACUGAAGGUGAAUCGCUUGGACAUGUAUGGGGAGAAGUACAAGCCCUUCAAGGGGAUAAAAUACAUGACUAAGGCUGGCAAGUUCCAAGUCCGAACUUAAAGGAUCAUGAUAGUGAGGAAAAGCACCUUCCUGUUUCUCCUAUCCCUUAGAUGUUGGAUAUAGCAUCUCCCCAAUCUGUUUAGGGUUGCUCCCUUGCCUUUAGCCUGAUAAGGAUAACCAGUGCUUAGCGUGCUGGGGAGAAGGGAAAAGUAAGGUUAACCUGAAGGCAUCUCAUCCCUAAAUGAGCCUGAAGUAUUAGCAGCAACAGCAGAUGGGAGAGGAGUUCAGGUCACUUAGGACUAGUGAGUCAGAUAUAAGUUUGUACCACCUUCAUCUUACUGUCUUAAAGGAAAUUCUAGGGAUUUAUUCCCUUUUGUACUUCCUGUUCCUUAUGUUUUGGCUGGCUUUUAUCCAUUUUGCAGAUGAUAUGAAGUUGAAUUUCCACAAUUCUAUUGCACUGAUGGUCUGGCAUCUGCCCUUCCCCAUCACUGGAUGUUUGGUUGGAGAGCUAUAGUUCUUGGCAGCAGAGAGAUUAGCUGGCCAUUCUGCCUUGAUGGGACUGAAAGAAAUGAAAAGGUAGACUGUCCCACCCAGGAUGGGAUUUUAAGAAGCCUGAGUUUGGGGGUGGUGCCACAGAGGGAGGAAGCAGGAAAAAAUGAAUACUUUUCCUUGAUAUUUUGUAAUCUAUUAUGGUUGUAAAGUUUCUUGAAUCUUUGGGGAGUAACUGGAAACCCAUCCAAAUUUUAGUAUGGAAUCCUUUGAAGAGCCACCUGUUGCACCUGUUAUCUUAUAACUGACAGAUGGUGACAUCUGAAUGUAAUUCUGCUUCUGUUCUUGUUUCCUCAAUAUUUGGAGGUAGUGUUUCUCCUGGCUUCUUUGAGGAGUCAGGGAGGAGGCAGAGGCAGGACAAGAAUUAGUGUGGAGACAUAGCACUCUGAUGGAAACUCUUUGAAACUGAAGCUGCAACUAAACAAAGACAAUUGCUAUCCCAGUCACUUGUUGGAACCUAUUUUUCUUUCUGCCUGCCUAUUACAAAUGAAGGUGAUACCAAUGUUCUGCUCGCUUAUGACUUUAUUUGAAAUAAUUAUGUCCUGGUACCUUUGUGACGUUUCUGGCUGUACGUCAUUCCAGUUCCUGUCUCAAUUAGCUGCUGUGCAGGUGGAUUCAAGCCUGUGUUGGAUUUCUCACUGGGACCAUCCCUUCUGCAGGAGCUGUUGCUGCAUAAACCCAUCCCAGUCUGUGCUGCAUCUCUCUCUGUAUAGCAUACAUAAAUAUAAAAUGAGGCAUAUGCACUGUUCCAUAUUGUUUGCAAUGUGUUCUUUGGCCACUAGAUGCCAAUGUGUUAAUUUAUCUGGUAUCAGAACCUGUUACACGUACAGUAGCUUAUGGACUAUAGCAUUUGUCAGGUGGCUGUGAAGUCCAGCAUAUGUAGUUCAUGUUCGUGAAUGGAACAAGGUGGCCCUAAAUGAAGGCUAACACAAAUUCUGUUUUGCCUGUGAUGGGAUACUUGCAGUGGAUGAGUGACAUCUUGAUUUUGGAAUUGCAAUUUUCAGUUCAACUGGUGAAUGCCACAGCAGGUGGCCUUAGUGCUGAACAUACUCAGCGCAAAUAUAACCUUCAACAAGGGCAUCAAUAAAAUUAAUUUUUACCUGUCA
Molecule: messenger RNA, 2924 nt
Organism: Oxyura jamaicensis (ruddy duck)
Lineage: Eukaryota; Metazoa; Chordata; Aves; Anseriformes; Anatidae
Gene: AP3M2
Product: adaptor related protein complex 3 subunit mu 2
Exons: 9
Coding region: 73-1329 (418 amino acids)
Biological process (GO): endocytosis; intracellular protein transport
Cellular component (GO): cytoplasmic vesicle; clathrin adaptor complex
Source: RefSeq, a predicted model, not a curated record